Panicum virgatum (switchgrass) is the source of this 996-nucleotide messenger RNA. Its product is annotated as profilin-9-like. NCBI's taxonomy places the organism in Eukaryota, Viridiplantae, Streptophyta, Magnoliopsida, Poales, Poaceae. The coding region runs from base 182 to 709 and encodes 175 amino acids. Gene Ontology annotation, cellular component: cell cortex. Gene Ontology annotation, molecular function: actin monomer binding. The transcript has 3 exons. The record is from RefSeq and is a predicted model, not a curated record.
GGGCUCCGACACUUCAGCGCAUCCAUGGCUCGCCGAGGGCGCUUGGAUAUCCGAAUCCUUCCUGCGGCGGAGUGAGCAAGCAGCCCCCUGAAAGACGGCGAGGUCGACGGGCGCGAGGAGACGAACGUGUGGCCGGAGCGAGCGCGGGGAUCCGGUCCUCCUCCCACUCCCCGAUCUAUUUAUGCCACCCGCGCCACACGCAUCGCCACUAGAACUCGGCGGCCGGGGAUCGGAGCACGCACGCAAACCCUCAGCAGAUCGAUCGAUCUCCCCCUCCGAUCGGGAUCGUCAGGGAGCAAGGAGGAGGGCGAAGAUGUCUUGGCAGACGUACGUGGACGAGCACCUUAUGUGCGAGAUCGAGGGCCACCACCUCACCUCGGCGGCGAUCCUCGGCCACGACGGCGCCGUCUGGGCUCAGAGCGCCGCGUUCCCGCAGUUCAAGACCGAGGAGACGGCCAACAUCAUGAAGGAUUUCGAUGAGCCGGGGCACCUCGCCCCGACCGGCCUGUUCCUUGGACCCACGAAAUACAUGGUCAUCCAAGGCGAACCUGGCGCUGUCAUCCGUGGCAAGAAGGGAUCUGGCGGGAUCACGGUGAAGAAGACUGGGCAGGCACUCAUCAUUGGCAUCUACGACGAACCGAUGACUCCCGGGCAGUGCAACCUGGUGGUGGAGAGGCUCGGCGACUACUUGAUUGAGCAAGGCAUGUAGCCGCCUAUAGACGAUAUGGUUCCAAAAUAAUAAACACAUUGCAACUGCAUGUUGCCGCGUUUGCCUGGCCCUUCUUGUUACCACCCUGCCUAUUGCUCCUCUGGACAUUUUCAAUUCUGACUUCGUCGCUUUGGUUCACAAUUUUUCGAUCAUUUGGCUGUUUUGUGACUUGUGUGUAAUGAACACUCUUUACGAGUGUCGUCUAGUUUACAAUGCAGGCAACAGGCAGAUAUAUUUUGUGCAAUGCUAGUAAUAUUAGAGCAACUCCAAUAGUUCCAUAUCUCUCU